AUGUCGCUCAUUGCCGAUGAUAUCUGUCUCACUAGGCUUUGGGAGAACGCCCAGAAACCUGGCGAUGAAAGAGCAGUGGUUAGGCUUUGGGGUCAUCUGUUGAUAAAACAUCUCUUCCCUGGAAAGGAUUGGGUUGUCUUCUACAAACCCCCGCCAGAGGAUUGUCCCCGUCAACGCCUGGACAUUACCAUAGAACAUUAUAAUAUACGGGAUGACAGUGUCGAUGUCGAUGUCGAUGUCGAUAGGAUGGCAUUUUGCGUUUAUGAACCUGUGGCGGUUGAUCCCAGUCUUCAGUAUCUUGAUGGGCUUACGAGACAUGCAUUCGCAGUCUGUAUGGCCUAUCUUCUUGGGCACCCUAAUUUGUCAAAGGUGUACGCGUUCACGGCAUUCGGUACUAAGUUUAGAGUAUGGUCGUACUCAAGGGAAGAUGAGUUCCUGGUGCCGCUGUUUGGUUCAGUGGAUGGUUCUGAUUCUCGAGAUUACGUUAAUAUUCACUCGCCUGAGGCUUCCCGGAUCAAUGGAGUUGUCCAGUUGAUGAAGAAUGAAUGCGGGACCCAUGAUUGA
Aspergillus vadensis CBS 113365 is the source of this 564-nucleotide messenger RNA. RefSeq lists its product as uncharacterized. The transcript has a single exon. Bases 1 to 564 code for a protein of 187 amino acids. The record is from RefSeq and is a predicted model, not a curated record. Lineage: Eukaryota; Fungi; Ascomycota; Eurotiomycetes; Eurotiales; Aspergillaceae.